This is a messenger RNA of Stegodyphus dumicola, 2812 nucleotides long. RefSeq names its product zinc finger AN1-type doctor no (gene drn). Gene Ontology annotation, molecular function: zinc ion binding; DNA binding. The record is from RefSeq and is a predicted model, not a curated record. Lineage: Eukaryota; Metazoa; Arthropoda; Arachnida; Araneae; Eresidae.
CAUCAGGGUUGCAAGUCAUCAUGCGAUAAGAAACAACGCAAGCUGUGAAGACGUCAGGUGGAUAUGUUCUGACUCCGUACUUUUAUCCUUUGUUUUGUUCAUUAUUGUUGGCGUAUUAUACUACAUUACGUUUAGUUACUCCAAAAUUAAUCGAGGUAUUUAAAUGGAGCGUGACACAAAUCAAAUGUCCCAAAGUCCCUCUCUGUGCAGAUCAGGCUGCGGUUUCUACGGGAGCCCCAAAACUGAUGGAUUGUGUUCAAAAUGUUACAAAGAUGCUCUGAAAAGAAAGCAGGCAAAUCCAGCACCUCCACCACUGAGUGGGCGCACCAGCCCGACUCCUACAUCCACAGUUGCUGCUUCCGUUUGUGACGACAAAGCUCCUUCCCCAAAAGAUGACAAUUUGUCCACAGCAUCUCCAACAGUGCCAGCUCUCGUAGUUACUCCACCUAGUCAAGAUCAGAGCAAACCUGAGGCUUCAAAACAAACCCCUGCUGAUUCUGAACCAUCUCCUGCAAGUCCGACUUCUUCCGAAAAGGGUGAAGGUGAAUCUUCUUCGCAGCAAGAUGAAUUAAUGGAGAAGGAUCAGAAAAAGAAGAAAAAUAGAUGUCACAUAUGCAAAAAGAAAGUAGGGUUAACUGGAUUUCCAUGUCGAUGCAAUGGUUUGUUCUGCAGCGUUCAUAGAUAUUCAAAUGAGCACAAUUGUACAUUUGAUUACAAACAGCUUGGUGCUCAAGAAAUCCGAAAAAACAAUCCUUUAGUGGUUGGAGAGAAAGUAAAGAAGAUCUGAGUAAAGUAUAUACCUAUACAGCAACACCUGACGUCAAAUGACAUUUAAUAUUGUGACACUGGGAGCUUCACAAUAAAACAAUGUUUCGAAUUGAAGCUUUUGGUGUUCAUGGAAUCAUUUCCCCCCUGCAUUGUAGGUCUGUUUAGUCGUGUUCAAUUUUCAGUAUAUGGCUUUCUUGUUUUUACUUUCUCUUGAGAUUUAUAUUUUAGAAAAGUAACAUUAAUAUGUUUUUAAAAGUAUACAUGUUAUUCUAAUUUAAUCAGUUUAAUUUUGUUCCUAUAAUGCUGCUUUCUGUAUUAAAAUGUUUUAAAUUCUUAUUUGGAGUAUUCUAUUUGCAAAUACUAUCAGAAGAAAAAGAUAUUGCUUUUCCUUUUAUGUUUUGUAAACUGAUGUAUACAUAAUAUCUAUAAAACAUUUUAGUAAUUAUCACUAUUUGAGAGUGUAACAUUUUAUUACAUCAAUCUAAAAAGAUAGAAAAUAAUCAGUCUUCGUGCCUGUUUUCUCUGCUUGUACCAUUGUGAAUGUUACUUUGCUUUGCUGACAGUUGACAUAUUUUUUCUGAUAUUUGUAUUUAUAAUGCCUGGAAUUUAAAGAAUGUGGCAACAGUUUCUAGUUUUUGUUUAAAUAGCUUAUUUCAUAUAUAUUUUUGUUCGAGUAUAGUAGAUUAUUGUGCUACGCUAUGAGUAUAUUCUUUGUGCUAGCAUUUAUAAUAAGGACUGUAGUUACAGACAUGAAGUAUAUAUACUGAUAUAUUUGUUAUUCCUGCUACAUUUGUAGUAUAUUGGAGACCUGCAAUAAGUCCAUCCUUUGAAAGAAGGGAAACAAAAUUUAGUGAGGGAACUUUUUACUGAUUCUGAUUUUCCAUACCCAAACUUAAACCUUGCAUGCCCUUUUUUUUUUUUAAAGGAAACUAUCUUUAAUGUGUCUUUAACAAGGCAUUUUUCCAAAUUUCGCUAUGGAUUGUGAGAACUUUGUAAUGUCUAUACACAAAGACCGGGAAUCAACCCCGUAGAUAGGAAUAUUUGUGCACAAGUAUAAGUAUUUGUAGCAAAGCACAAUACAUGAGUUGGGUUUCCUGUUUUGACUUAUCACAAGGUCAUGUGAUCUUAUGCAUCAUCUCUAGCUGUCCAUUUUUACAAUAAAUUAAUGGUGCAUUAUUUCUCUGAAUGAUUUGUAAAAACUUUUAUGUAGGUGAAUAAUAAAGUGUUACAGUGAUUGGUGAAUGGUGGUGGAUUUUAUGUGUGCUUUCUACAUACAUUUCAUUUUUCACCAACAUUCUCCUUAUAUAUAUGUCGAUAGGCUAAUAUGGGGUAUUGCAACGUAAAUUGUACAGUGUGAAUUCUUGAACACUUUCUUUUUAAAAUUUUGAAGUAACAUUUGUGUUUCAAACAAAAUAUAAAUAAAACAACUAAAAUUUAUGCUGUUAAAUAAUAUAAUCAUAUAAAUUACUAUAUGUAUGCGUAUAUCAUUAAACAAGUUUGUCUUUUGCCGCUUUUGAUUUUAGUAGAGAUUCAUUAUUGCAUAAGAACUAAGGACAAUAUGUAGCCAAGUCUUUGCUUUGUACUGCUGAUUGUUUGUAAAUAAAGUCUUCGUAUGUUGUAUAUUUUUUAAAUUUCACUAUAAAAUGUAUCAGAGCUAAGUGCGCAAAUUUACAGAUUAAUCUGUGUGUAGCUGUGUAUAUUCCUGCUAUAUAUUAUGAUUUAGAUUUCAAGUGCUUUUUCCUAUAUUAAAAAAUAUUUCAGAUAUUUGUUUAAUUUUCUGUGAAAGCUUUUGCACAUACAAAACUAAUGUUAUGGCUUUAAUAUUGAAAUUCUAAUCAACAGUGAUUUUAAAAUUUCAUGUAAUUUUCAUUGGAGUAACUUGUAUUUUAAUAAAAGUAUCAGGUAGUAUAAUUUAGAUUGUAUGAGCAAUUGCCUUUUUAGCAUUAAAGGAAACAGUGUAAAGUGCAAGUGUUUACAGAGUAUCUUUAAUGAUUUAAUGUAGUGAAGGUUUUGCUAUCAUAAAAUAAAUUUUUAAGUCAGAUCA